Caenorhabditis sp. 36 PRJEB53466 is the source of this 604-nucleotide messenger RNA. Lineage: Eukaryota; Metazoa; Nematoda; Chromadorea; Rhabditida; Rhabditidae. The record is from the annotation of a GenBank genome assembly.
AUGUUCUCGGCGGAGCAUCAGGUAAUACAAACAUUUUCAUGCCGUAAACAUAUGAGCUCUAUACAGAAACUGUACUUAUUUAUCGUCACAACAGCCAUGGUCGUCCUUUUCGGACCAGCGCUUUUUGUCUGCCACACGUUUGGACAUUUGAAUGUAAUUCUUUAUCUUAUCAAAACGUUUAUUAGAAACAAAAAUGGUUUAGACUUGUCAAAAAUGGGCUGGAACUGGUUGUUUUGGCAGUCUGUACACAAUGUGUCCUCCAAAACCAAGUCCGCUCGACAAAGACGAUGAUGAUGAGGAUAAAAAUGAAGACCCGGAGGACAAAAAACCACUGGAUGAAACUCCAGACAAAAAUCACGAUCCAAAUUCUUCGCAAAACCCUAGAAAUGGCCAAAAUCCGGAAAAUCCUGGUGGAGAAAAUCCGAGAAGUACAUCUCCUCCGGGAAAACCAAUGGUUUGUACAAUGAUUUGGUGUGAGAGGCAUGAUGAGAUAUUGUAGGGUUCUGAUAAGCACACCGAGUCCCAAAAGUUCUACUCCUGGCUUACGGAUUCUGGCGGAGCUGGAAACAGUGGAGACAUUUUGUUCCGACCAUCUUUGGCGUAG